AAGGAGUUGGAGAAUGAUGUCAGCUACCAAGAAACAAUCAAGAGCAGUAAUGGAAAAAAAGGACAGUUGCAACCAAGUAGUGGAAAUUUUGCAGACUCUCCCACAGUGGGUCGGCCUUUAACUUCUUCUGGAGUAAGUAAACGUGUGCGUUUGUUUCAUGAAUGUGCACGUUUAUAUGUUUGUUGAAUGGAUGUGUAGAGUUGAUUUAUGGGCAGCACGGUGGUUCAGCUGCUAAAAGCGUUGGCCUCACAGUUCUGAGGACCCGGGUUCAAUCCCGGAGCGCAUGUGUGGAGUUUGCACGUUCUCCCCGUGCCUGCGUGGGUUUUCCCUGGGGCCUCCGGUUUCCUCCCUCAUCUCAAAAACAUGCAAAGUUAAUUGGACACUCUAAAUUGCCCCAAGGUGUGAUUGUGACUGCGGCUGCUUUCUGUCUCCAUGUGCCCUGCGAUUGGCUAAUGACAUGUUCAGUUUGUACCCCGCCUCCUGCCCGUUGACAGCUGGGAUAGGCUCCAGCUGCGACCCUCGUGAGGAUAAGCGGCCAAGCAAAUGGAUGGAUAGUUGUUUUAUGUUGGUGUGUAUGUGGCAAGUGUCAUGUUUGCGCCCAUGUGUGUGAAGAUGUGCAUAUCUCUUGUGUGUCUAUUGGUUGUUCCUGUGUGUCGUAUGUGUUCACACAUAUCUUGUGUCUGUUUUUGCUCCGACGUGUGUCUCGUGUGUGUGUGUGUGUGUGCAUGCAUAUUUUUUUUACUUUUAUCUAUUUAUUGUGUAAUUUACGUGUGUGUGUAGAUGUGCGUAUCUCUUGUGUGUCUGUCCGUUGUUCUUGUCGUGUGUAUUCACACAUAUCUUGUGUCUAUGUUUUUGUUCCCGUGUGUGUGUGCACAUUAUGUAUGUGUGCGCAUCAUUUCUGUCAUGUUUUUGUGUGUGUGUGCAUGCAUAUUUUUUAUUUUAUAUUUGAAUACCUGUCUAUCAACUGUGAUUUCUGGAUUUGUGUGUGUGUGUGUGUGUGUGUGUGUGUGCGCAUGCAUGCAUGCAUAUUUUUUUUACUUUUAUGUAUGUAUUGUGUUAUUUUUUUUGUGUGUGUGUGUGUGUGUCUCUCUCUCUCUCUCUCUCUCUCUCUCGUGUGUGGGUUGUUACAUAUCCAUGGACACGUCAACAAAAUAAUGACCACUUAUUUUUGCUGCCAGUCUCGUACUCCCAUGCCGUCAUCGGCACCCCUGGGAGGAAGAUGCAGAUGAUACAUUUACACUAUAAAUGAUUGAAUACAGCAGAGCGGAGCAGCUCGUCCCAUAUCUGCAAUUAGCGCUGCGGGUUAUUCCUCCUCGACCACACGAUGCCCAACAUAUGAUCCUCUGGGCCAAUCCAGAGGUCCCGCACCCCCACUGGAAGAGAAGAAAGACGACACGCCGGAGGAGAAGAUCAAACUCCUGGAGAAGAAGGUCAAUGACUUGAUCACAGAGAGCUGCUUGGCGCAAAGCAUGGGCAACUCACAACUGGCUCUAGAGAAGGCCAAAGAGGCCGAGAGGAUGGAGCGAGCGCUAGAGAGGCAGAGGGAGCAGUCCCGAAAGGCCGAGCAUAUCAACGUACAUCUCACCUACGCUGUUCUGCUCAACCUUGCUAACCAGUAUGAAAACAACGAGAUGUAUCCGGAGGCUCUGAGCAGCUACCAGCUCAUCGUCAAGAACAAGAUGACCAACGCCGGACGCCUGAAGGUGAACAUGGCCAACAUCUGGGUGAAGCAGAAGAACUACCCCAAAGCCAUCAAGUUGUACCGCAUGGCGCUGGACCACAUCUCGGACGACUACAAGGAGAUGAGGAUCAAGAUCAUGCAGAACAUCGGCACGGUCUUCGUGCUGCUGGGCCAGUACUCGGAAGCCAUCGCGUCCUUUGAGCACAUCAUGAGGAAGAGCCCCAACAUCAGGACCGGCUACAACCUGGUCCUCUGCUACUAUGCCACACGGGACGCCGACGGGAUGAAGAACGCCUUCCACAAACUCCUCGCCGUGCCCCUCGACGUGCAGAACGAAGACAAGUACAUCGCCGCCAACGAUGACAUCAAAUCCAACAUGUUGAUGGAGGUCAUCAAAAACGACAAACUUCACCAAAUGGAGCGAGACUUGAAAGCCCGAGCCGAGAGGUACGUUAUGACCUCCGCCAAGCUCAUCGCUCCGGCCAUCGAGGCUUCUUUCGCCGCCGGAUUUGACUGGUGUGUGGACUUGGUGAAGAACUCGCCGUAUGUGGAGCUGGCCAAUGACCUGCAAUUAAAAAAGGCCAUGACCUUCUUCAGACAGAUGCACUUCGACCAGGCCAUGAAAAUCCUGAAGGAGGUCGCCAAGCAGGACAGCAGAGUUAAAAGCGCCGCGGCCAACAACCUUGCCAGUCUCUUCAUCCUGGAGAAAGACUACGAGCAAGCGGAGCGCUACGCCGACCUGGCCGUGAACGCGGACCGCUACAACCCGGGAGCCUUUGUGUGCAAAGGCAACACGGAGUUUGUUAAGCGCGAUUACGUCAAGGCGGCCGAGUUCUUCAAGGAGGCGCUGAGGAACGACUCCUCCUGCACCGAAGCCCUCAGGAACCUGGGUCUGACGUACAAGAAACUGAAUCGUCUGGAGGACGCGUUGGGCUGCUUCCUGAAGCUGCACAGCAUCCUCAGGGACAGCGCCGAGGUCAUGUAUCAACUGGCAGACAUCUACGAACUCAUGGAGGACCCUCAUCAGGCGGUUGAGUGGCUGAUGCAGGUCAUCAGCGUGGUCCCCAACGACCCCAAAGCUCUGGCCAAGCUGGGAGAUCUGCACGACUUGGAGGGGGACAAGUCGCAGGCUUUGCAUUACUACUGCGAGUCUUUCAGGCUGUUCCCCUGCAACAUGGAGGUGAUCGAGUGGUUGGCCGCCUACUACGUGCAGACGCAGCUCUACGAGAAGGCCAUUCACUACUUUGACAGGGCCAUACUUGUGCAACCGAGUGAGGUGAGGUGGCAGCUGAUGGUGGCCAGCUGUUACAGGAGAAGCGGAAACAGUCAGAAGGCUCUGGAAACCUACAAAGAAAUCCACCGCAAGUUCCCAGAAGAUCCGCAAUGUCUUCGCUUCCUGGUGCGGCUGUGCCAGGACAUGGGCCUCAAGGAAGUCCACGACUACGCCAGCAAACUCAAGAAGCUGGAGAAGAUGAAGGAGCUUCGGGAACAAAGAGCCAAAGCUGAGCAGGAAGUAAGUACAAGAAGCCGAAGGACCGACAGUGCAGCCUCUCCUACUGAGAACACAUCAAGUGUUCCCAAAGGCGAGCGUGCGGCCGCCCCUGUGACGUCACUUCCCGCUUCCGGCAAGCUUUAUGAGAACAGCGGCAGCCCCAAAGAACUUGACGCGUCUUACAUUGACCCGCUGGGGCCCCUCGCCGACCCGCCCCGGGUGGGCGCCAAGAAGCAGGCGGACGACGACGUCUUUGCCGGAGAGGACCUCGGAGACGAGCUGCUGCCCGAGUAGAGAACGCCAACGUCGUGUCGCAUCUUCACCGCAUCCCUCAUUGUCCAAUCAGCAGCCAGGAUGUUCCGGAUAGCUCUGCCCCCUUCACCCCCUUUCGGCCAAUCAACAGGAGAGCAGCGGUGACGGGUAGUUGACGAAGCAUCGGAAGUCGUUGGACAAAUUGCGCUCGUGCUGAGGCAGGAAGUGAUGACACAUUUGGACGUCCAAAAGAUCCUUGGCUAGUUUUUCCAUGAUGGCUCCUGAACGCAACACAAGAUACUAAGCUAAAUGUUGACACAACACGUCUUGAAAUAAAAUAUUUUCUCGUUGUUGUAGCGGA
Molecule: messenger RNA, 3786 nt
Organism: Syngnathoides biaculeatus (alligator pipefish)
Lineage: Eukaryota; Metazoa; Chordata; Actinopteri; Syngnathiformes; Syngnathidae
Product: intraflagellar transport protein 88 homolog
Exons: 23
Coding region: 1470-3467 (665 amino acids)
Biological process (GO): non-motile cilium assembly; kidney development; intraciliary transport
Cellular component (GO): ciliary base; ciliary basal body; centriole
Molecular function (GO): kinesin binding
Source: RefSeq, a predicted model, not a curated record